Dimorphilus gyrociliatus is the source of this 886-nucleotide messenger RNA. NCBI's taxonomy places the organism in Eukaryota, Metazoa, Annelida, Polychaeta, Dinophilidae. The record is from the annotation of a GenBank genome assembly.
AGACGUAGUUGAAAAAAUGGCGCUGUAUUCGGCUGUAAACACAAGAUCUCUAUUUUCAUUUUUAACCGGUGGACUUUUAGGAUUUUUUUUAUCAUUAGUCUUUUUUUAUUCGUUAAAAACAAAUUAUAAUUUCCAUGCAUUAAUUGCAACUAGUCCUCACACCCAUGGUGAGUUAACAAGUCAAAUGGGGCCUGAAGAAGUUCAAGUUUGGAAAGAUGCUAAAUCGCAUUCGCAAGCCGAAGAAGAAUUGAUUCAAAAUUUUAGUCAACAAGUAAGAAUAUUAUGUUGGGUGUUAACAGAGCCAAAAAGCCAUAAACGAAAAGCUAUGCAUGUGAAAGCAACGUGGGGGAAAAGAUGUAAUAAACUAUUAUUUAUGAGUUCAGAGCAGGAUCCAAAUCUUCCGUCCAUAGAUUUAGGAGUUGCGGAGGGUAGAAAUAAUUUGUGGGGUAAAACAAAAGCGGCAUUUCGAUACAUCUAUAAAACUCAUUUAGAAGAUGCAGACUUUUUCUUGAAAGCCGAUGAUGACACUUAUGUUAUUGUUGAAAAUUUAAGAAAAAUGCUUAUGAACAAAGAUUCCCAGAGUAAGAUUUAUUUUGGACGUCGAUUUAGGCCAUUUGUAUAUCAAGGAUACACUUCAGGUGGUGCCGGAUACGUUCUCACUAAGGAGGCUGUUAAAGCGUUUGUUGAGGAUGCUCUACCAAAUCCCUUAUUAUGCAGACAAGAUAAUGGUGGGCCAGAGGAUGUUGAAAUAGGUAAAUGCCUUUCCAACGUAAAUGUAAAAUUAAUGGAUUCACGAGAUGAAUUUGGAAGAGAAAGAUUUAACCCAUUUGAACCACAAUUGCAUCUUAUCAAAGGCGCCGGUAAUUAUUUUACUAUUAAUACUUGA